Messenger RNA from Hibiscus syriacus, 1080 nucleotides. Its product is annotated as vinorine synthase-like. The record is from RefSeq and is a predicted model, not a curated record. NCBI's taxonomy places the organism in Eukaryota, Viridiplantae, Streptophyta, Magnoliopsida, Malvales, Malvaceae. The transcript is spliced from 2 exons. The coding region runs from base 1 to 1080 and encodes 359 amino acids.
AUGGUUAAGCCAUCUUGGCUGGAAGUUCUUCACCGGAAGCCAUUCUCAUUGUCGUUGUUCGAUCAGUUCACGCCGGCACAUUACGUACCUUACAUCUUGUUUUACAACAAACCCGAUGAUUCCCGUUUUGGCAACACUGCACAAAUCUUGGCCACGGUAAGGGAAUCGUUGAUGAAAGCCUUGGAUCAGUUUUACACUUUGUAUGGUCGGCCGAUCGACAACCUCUGCGUCGGUUGCUACGACAAAGGUGUGCCGUAUGUGGAAGCCAGGAGCAACGCUCGGCUGGCUGAUGUCGUUGCACUGACGGAGAUAGAGUUGUUGAACCAGUUGUUCCCAUGCCAAUGCUUUUGCAGUGUCCCGACUUCGACAUCGCCCCAAAUGGCUGUUCAAGUCACCGUCUUCGGCCGAGGCUCCGACGGAGAAAUACGUGACCCCGACAUGUUUUACGCGGCGUCACGGCUGUUCCCUCCGUCGGAGUCGAUCCCUCGUGACAUAUUGUCUUUCAUCGAAACGGUCCGGUUCCCAGAAGGGUGGCAUACGACUAAAACAUUCUUGGUCCAUGACGAUGCAAUAGCCACCCUAAAGCUCAAAGCUAAAAGCAAACGUCUCGAGCACCCGACACGAAACGUAGCCCUCACAGCAUUUCUAUGGAAACACGCCAUGCUGGCUACUAGAGCAGCGUCGGGACGUUCGAGACCGUCGGUGCUAAUUCAAUCGGUGAAUUUACGACCGAUACUAAAUUUACCCGAACAUGCAAUCGGAAACCUGGUUUGGUUCGCGAUUUCUACAUAUAACCCGAGCGCCACCGCCGCAGACAUAGAGUUAGACCACUUGGCCUAUCUGGUGAGAGAAGCAUUGGAUGUUUCCAAAGAUCAAAUCACACUUCUACAAAGCGGGGAUGUGUUGAAAGUUUUGACGGAAGAAUACAAGAAGGUGGAGGAUUUCGCCUCACAGGUAGACGUGGAUUUCUUCGCUUCCACCAGCUGGUUAAACACUCGGCGGAGACGCCCCAAAUUUCGGAUGGGGACAGCCGAUGUCUUCCGGCAUAGGGUGGAGCGAGACUCGUUACUAUUCAUAUGA